This is a messenger RNA of Panicum virgatum (switchgrass), 782 nucleotides long. RefSeq names its product 14 kDa proline-rich protein DC2.15-like. The record is from RefSeq and is a predicted model, not a curated record. Lineage: Eukaryota; Viridiplantae; Streptophyta; Magnoliopsida; Poales; Poaceae. Bases 70 to 447 code for a protein of 125 amino acids. The transcript has a single exon.
GAGCAAGCGACCGCAGCACUGCAGCAGCAGCUGUAGCUUGUACGUGCACAAGCAGCUCGCCCGGUCGCGAUGGCAGCUAGAGCGGCGCUCCUCCUGGCUGUGGGCCUGGUCCUGGCCGCCGUGGCGAACGCGACCAACUGCCCGCCCCCGCCGGCCCCGACGCCGCCGACGCCGACGCCCAGCGGCGGCCACCACUGCCCCAGGGACGCGCUGAAGCUGGGCGUGUGCGCCAACGUGCUGGGCCUCGUCAAGGCCAAAAUUGGCUCGCCGCCGUACCUGCCCUGCUGCUCGCUGCUGGACGGGCUCGUCGACCUGGAGGCCGCCAUCUGCCUCUGCACUGCCAUCAAGGCCAACAUCCUCGGCAUCAACCUCAACCUCCCCAUCGACCUCAGCCUCAUCCUCAACAACUGCGGCAAGAGCUGCCCCAACGACUUCCACUGCGCAUAGAUCGUCCACUGAUCGAUCGUCCUCGCUCCUCCAUCGCCGGCGGCCGCGGUCGUCCAUUCUGUCAUUGCGUGGCGAGAUGAUGAUGCUUUGCUUGCUCUGUGGCUGAUCAUCUUGCUGUCAGUUCGAGCUUGUUUGUUUUUAUUCGUUUUGUGAUACAAAUUGAUGAGUGGUUGCACGUUACAUGUGUUUGCCUGGGUGAGGGUGAUCAGUUAAUUACUGAUCAUGUUAUUCCUGAUCUGUUUCUAUGGUUUGUCCCGUAAAUGAAGUUGUAAUUUCUUUCUGAUAAAGCUGAGUGUGUGGAAUGAUGGAAUUCAUUUGGACUUGUAAUACUGGAA